AUGACUCCAUUUGAAUCAGUCUUUGGUCAAAAAGCACGAAUGGGACUGGCAACAAAAGUACCUCGUGAAGUCUUGGAAAAUAUAAUGACAGGAACGCUAGAAGAAGAUAUGUUGGACAUGCUUUUGGAUCCAUUGACUACAUCUACUCCCACCACUCCGGAAUAUCGAAACGAUGAGGACAUAGAAGUACAAGUACUCAAUACUGAAACAAUAGAUUUAGAGGGUACGCAGAAAAAAAUUGAAUUAUUAGAAGAUAAUACUGCGCAGAAACUUGAUAACUUAAUAAAGACCACACGAAACAUUUUGGAUAUUGAAAGUGACACCGACGAAUAUAUUGAAGAGUUAGUUUCCAAUCAUCCUGCUGUAACACGACGCAAAAUUGCUGCACACAAUUUAAAAUGCCAAGCGGACAGGAUGGUAACGAGAGGCAAAGGCAUUCUCCCUCCCUUAAAAGUUGGUGACAAUGUUCUGGUGUCAAUCCCGUCGGUAGAUCGAGGGCGAGGAGAUGCUGCCAACCUUCUUUCAGUUGUAAUGGAAGAAAAAGAUGGUAAAUUUCGUAUAGCAACCAAAGAAGGAACUCUAAACACAUGGCUGGAGCGGAACAGUUUGGCUGCUACGAAGUACUGUUCCUUAACGACAACAGACGUUCAAUCAAAUGAAUAUUCGUUACGGGAACUUGUUCGAUUAGGAUCAGUUGGGACUGGACAAGGAUAUCGACGUUGUACCUGCCGUACUAAUUGCACAUCAAAAAAGUGCACAUGUAGGAAAAAUGACAUGAUGGGCGUGCCACCCAGGCAGUAG
Macrosiphum euphorbiae (potato aphid) is the source of this 801-nucleotide messenger RNA. NCBI's taxonomy places the organism in Eukaryota, Metazoa, Arthropoda, Insecta, Hemiptera, Aphididae. The record is from the annotation of a GenBank genome assembly.